Myxocyprinus asiaticus (Chinese sucker) is the source of this 5923-nucleotide messenger RNA. RefSeq names its product beta-1,4-galactosyltransferase 3-like. The record is from RefSeq and is a predicted model, not a curated record. The transcript has 7 exons. The coding region runs from base 1003 to 2076 and encodes 357 amino acids. Gene Ontology annotation, molecular function: glycosyltransferase activity. NCBI's taxonomy places the organism in Eukaryota, Metazoa, Chordata, Actinopteri, Cypriniformes, Catostomidae. Gene Ontology annotation, biological process: carbohydrate metabolic process.
CUCGGCGCUUUCAACUACGUCAGGACAAUCGUGAGAGGGGGGAGCGAGUCGAAGUCAUACAAAAGAGUGAAAAGUAACGGAAUAUCCGAGGAAAUAGUCCAGCAAACUUUUCGAGAUUAACCAGGCACUGACUCCUGUCAUUGGACCAGUUGGCAUUGGACGGGGUGUUGGACCCUCCCCCUGCACGGCGACAUAAUGAGACCAUAGCUGUGGGUGUUGGAUGUCGUGCCUCCCCCCUCCUCUUUGUUUGCCCCUUCUACAUAUCCAGGACAAAUACACAUAAACGCGUUCUCUCACAACACACCCCUUGACCACUCUGGCCCCCACAUGCUAUGUUAUGCUUUGUUGUGAAGGGGCCAUGAGGCUUGUACCGGACUUUUCAUGAGUGCUGCUGUUGAGGACCCUUGGGGAACAAAACAAUCAGUUUCCUUCCAGCAAGCGGACACUUCCUCCUGGGGUCUAUAGCUUUGGUGGGGCCUGACGGAAGCUUGUUAGAUCAUUGAAUCAUGAAGACACCGGAGGACCACUAGUAGUUUCUGUUUGAAGUCGUAUAUUAAUGAAAGCCUGAAAGACUGCCAGUGAGCAAAGUGAAUCGAAUUCAACUUGCAAUAGGUCUUGAAGUACAUGAAAUCUCUCCUUAGCCAUUUCAUCGAACACAUCUGAAGUGCCUUGUGCUUCAUUGAAACGACAAAAAUAUCUUCUUAACAUAUCUUAUCCAUAUCUGCCAAUCCCUGAAAAGAAUAAUUUGUUUACAUCUCCAGGCUUCAUAGCUUCCUGAGACAUUUCAGUUUAUUUUACUUAACUCUUACACAGUUUAGACCUUUUCUAUUAGCUUCUUCUGUUUGCAUGGUUCCACAAAGUGUAUCAGUCUGAAGUAUAUGUGAUACAAGGAAUGAGACCACCGUAGAGUCCAGUUCCUCAUACUUAUCAAACUUAAAUUCUCUCAUCUCAUUCAUCUGACUCAAACUUGUUGUACUGUUUUCGUGGCUCGGUUCCAUCACCAUGUUCACACUGCAAUCCAAAUGGCGCUACCUGAUUAUGCUCUUGGGCGUACAGUUAGUAGUCAUGGCUAUUCUUUCCAGAGAGGGCUGCCAGAAAAGGGUGUCAUAUUUUUUCCGGAUUUUCCGUAAAUCGGAUUCUGCGAUGGGACAUGUAGUUGGUGGGCGGAACCACACAGAUGUCUAUGCCAACCUUUCCCUACUGGGCCCAGCUCUGAAUAAAGAGGACAUGCCCUACUGCCCCAAGCAGUCUCCUCUGAUUGGUGGACCAAUCCAUGUCACCUUUCCUUCUGGGCUUACGCUCGCUGAAGUGGAGAGAAAAAAUCCUCUUGUUGUCCGUGGUGGACGCUAUAGGCCACCAAACUGUGAUGCACGCCACCGAACUGCCAUAAUCAUUCCUCACAGAAGCAGAGAGCACCACCUCAAGUUCCUCCUUUACUAUCUGCAUCCCUUCCUUCAGCGUCAGCAGCUCAACUAUGGCAUCUAUGUCAUUCAACAGGCUGGUAAUUAUACCUUUAACCGAGCGAAACUCAUGAACGUGGGAUUUCGUGAGGCCAUGAGGGAUGAGGAUUGGGACUGUCUCUUCUUCCAUGACGUAGACCUCAUUCCCGAAGACGACCGCAACACCUACGUCUGCGACACUCACCCCAAACAUGCUGCCAUUGCCAUGGACAAAUUUGGUUACAAGUUGCCUUACAAGAUGUAUUUUGGAGGAGUGUCUGCUCUGACCCCUAAUCAGUACCUCAAGAUGAACGGAUUCCCCAACAAUUACUGGGGCUGGGGAGGCGAGGACGACGACAUCGGAAUCCGGGUUUCACUCGGAGGAAUGCUGAUCAGUCGACCAUCUCUAAAUGUGGGCAGAUAUAAGAUGAUCAAACACAAGCACGACAAGGGCAAUGAAGUGAAUCCCAGAAGGUUUAACAUGUUGGCAAAGACCCGGCACACGUGGAAACAGGACGGUAUGAAUACGGUGGAUUACGAGAUCGUGUCUCGGGAUUAUCUACCGCUUUACACCAACAUCACCGUUAACAUUGGCACCGAGAAAGGCCUGCAUCCGGCAAAAGAAGCUGCUUCCUAGUCGGAUUGACCCAGUACUCUUUCCUUGCACCAAUGCAGCACAGCCUGCAGAACACUUUCUCCAUAUCCACAGGCCAGUGAAUCAAAAGGAACAUCAUGCCUUUAUUGCAGCACAGACCUUUCUUCCUCUGUGACGGUGGUGCCACAUAGUGGAACCAAGAUUCUCUGUCCUACUUGUUCUCUUCUUCCCCAAAGUUUGACAUUUGUAUGUUAUGCUGGUUCACUUUAUCAGUCAGGAUGCUGCAGAUAACUGGUCCAAAAACUGACCACGCCAGAGACUCGCGGCCCCACCAGUGAAGGACCACUCUGCAGGAAGGACGUGUUUCCUAAUGGACAAACACUUCUUACAUCCUCUGUGCCCGAGGGCACUGGUAAAAACCUCUGUUGCCUUAGAAUCAAGCUGCACUCUCUCCUUACAUUUCUUAUAUGAUGACUUAAGCCUAGGUUUGGCCGCCCACGGUUGACAUAGAGAUGGGUAAAUUCGUUUUCCGUCACCAUGCGAUGGAAAUUAUGAAGCAGGCCAUGGACUGCAUGAGCAACGUUGUUUGCUGCACUACUCUGGGACCGGUGCAUUUCUGGUUCAGUAAAUUAGAACUGUAAUGUUAUGCAGGUGGGUGGAGUGAUUUUUAAAAAAAAAAAAGUUUUUUUAAGGGAUAGUUUAUCCAAAAAUACAAAUUCUGCCAUUUAGUCUCCCUCAUGUUGUUCUAAACCCAUAUUACUUACUUUUUUCUGUGGAACACAAAAGGAGACAUAUAAUGAAAGCCACCAUUCACUUUCAUUUUAUGGUAAAAAAGAUGCAAUGAAAGUGAAUGGUGAUUGAAACUAACCUUCUGUCUAACAUCUCAUUUUGUGUUUCAUGGAGAGAGAAAAAUGUCAGUCAGGUUUAAACAACAUGUGGGUGAGUAAAUCAUGACAGAAUUGAAUUUUUGGGUGAACUAUCCCUUCAGAUAUCCAUUUUAAGUAACUCAAUCAGAACUGGCCUUUUUUUUCUUUCUUUUUUUUGUAGAAAUAACCACUCUGCAUGUACUGAUGUUUUUCCUUUUUAUUAUUAUUAUUCCUGAAAUGUCGCCAUUGCCUUUGGUUCUCUUAGUAAUAGAACUGGCUUUAUAAUCAACACGCUGCCUCUUACGUUCAUGAAAUAUUCAAGACAUUGCAAUUUACCUGCAUGGAUUUUUGUUAAAUUUCUGGAUUGUUUAAACUUUUGCAAUGUUAUUUGGCUCUGUUAGCAAUAGGCAUGUUGAAUGUAUCUCUAUCUCUCCGUUUGGUGAGAGAAUAUGUCACGUCAGUGCAGAACGCUUCAUGUUGUGUGUCAGUUCAGCUGGUUUCAUGAAGAUUGGAUGCUUCAGGAGUCCUUGAGGCUCGAGUCAAACUCAUAUGUUUGUUAACACGUCUAAUUAUACAAAAUUAAGCUUUGAAUCUGUUUCAGUUUCCUUUUGACCGCACAGUUUGAUUAUUCAGAGGAAAUUGACCAGAAAAGCUAUUACACUUCUAUCCGAAAGCCACCUCCAUCAAACACAGGCUGAAUUUGUGCAUAUCGUUCAUAAAACCAUUCUUACGUAAACGGUUGCACUGAAUUGAAUGUCCUAAAGUUUGUUAGAAUUAAUUCUGGUUGUGUUUCAUUAAGGAAGCCCGUUAUUAUCAUAAUUUGAAUAAAAAAAGAGAGUAAAUACUUGAAUAUAUAAAUGUUUGGUUUGAUCAAAAAACAUUAAAAUUUUCAUUUUUUGUAUGUGAUUCUUUGCAAGCAAGUGCAAUCCUCAAAGAAAUGCUGACUGAAAACAUAUCCAUUUCAUUUUACAUUUCAAAACGUUUCAUAACUGCAGCUGUUCUCAUAAGUUUUGGGGAAAUCUGCAUCCUGUUCAGUCCCUUCAAAUUGUGAAAGGGGCCCUUUGACUGUCAGGUGGCCAGAUACAUGGAUGUGGUAGACCAUAUGUGAUGGCAAAUGAGUGUUUUGAGUGUGUGUGUGUGUGUGUGAUGUUGGAGUUAGACUACAGAAGUCGAUUCAUCUGUUGGUUGUUUCAGACACUGCUCGUUCUGUGUGAAUGUGUAAGAUGAAAGGACCGCUCUGCUUUCUUCGAGUGAAUCUCAUGUCUGGGUUAUAUUUCACUCUAAAACAAAAGAAAAAAAAAGUAAUUGUAUUUUGCAUUAUCAAUUACAAUUUAGGAUCAUUGAGGUGUUUGCAUUGUGAGGUUUUUCAUGAUAAAUAAGCACAUUUUCUCCCAAAUUCUCAUUAGCGUAAUGCAUCUGUAAACGUUACUUUUGAGUUCUUUUGUAAUUUCUUUUAUCCACAGUGAUGAUUGUCAUAACAGUAAUAGUUGUUUUUGUAUGUAAUAAUAUUUUAAUUUAAAUCUGCAUUCAUUUCAAGGGAUAGUUCACCCAAAAAUGAAAAUUCUUGCAUCAUUACUCACCUUCAUGCCAUCCCAAAUGUGUAUAACUUUUUCUGCAGAACACAAAUAAAGAUUUUUUUGAAGAAUAUCUCAGCUCUAUAGGUCCAUAUAAUGCAAGUGAAUGGUGACCAAAACUUUUAUACUACAAAAAGCACAAAGGCAACAUAAAAGUAAUCCAUAUGACUCCUGUGGUUUUGUCUUCUGAUGUGAUCCAGCUGGUUUUGGGUGAACAGACUUUAACUCCUUUUUCACUGUACAUCUUGCCAUUACAGUCUCUAGGCUCAAACAUGAUUUAAAUCUCUUUCACUUCCUAUUGCUUGACGCAUGAGCACUAGAUAGCACUGUAGGAAGUGUAAUCAAGCUUGAAAUCACGAUUGCCAAGGAGACUGCUGAUGUCAAGGUUUAUAGUGGAAAAGGAGUUAUAUUUUGUUCUAUUUUCACCCAAAACUGAUUGGAUCACUUCAGAAGACAUUGAUUAAACCACUGGAGUCAUAUGGACAACUUGUAUGCUGCCUUUAUGUGCCUUUUGGGAGCUUCAAAGUUCUGGUCACCAUUUACUUGCAUUGUAUGGACCUACAGAGCAGGGAGAUUCUUAAAAAAACAAUACAACAAAUACACAUCUGGGAUGACAUGAGGGUGAGUAAAUGAUGAGAAAAUUUUCAUUUUUGGGUGAACUAUUCCUUUAAGGAAGUCUUAAAUUUCCUAUUUUGACCCAAAGUCAAAAGGAAGAAUAUGAUCUGGACAUGUUCAAUGCAGGCUUUGUGAGAUUCAUUGUUUGGUGUGGUUUUGGAAAAUUGUGGUUGGUUCAUUCAAAAUUUAUUUGAUGUCAUGAAUGCAAAGAUACCAAAAAUUCAUAUGUUAAGAUUUUGUUUUGUGGCAAGAGUAAUUUUUUUUUUUUUUUUUUUGCUUUUGGCUUAACAGUAAUGAUCUAAAUUCAUUUUUCUAAGAAAGGUGAAGGUGGCCAUUAAUGGUCAGGUUAAUGAAAUAUGACCUAUAUAUUAGUUUAUUGCUGUUGGUUGACUGUGUUGAAGAGUAACAGAUGUCAUGUGAUGGUCACCUGAUUGCAGAGACUGUAAACACUUUUAAUGUGAAUUAUUUGGGAUGUAAUGGGUGCUUUGCUCUUAAGCUCCUAAAAUGCAUUUUAUUUGGUAUCACAAAUGAAAGUUGAGAACUUAUGUUUGAUAAUUAUUCAGAUGACCCUCAUGAAUUCAUAGAAGGUACUAGGAAUAGGCUCUGUUGUUUUAGCAAUGAAAGAUAUAGUUCGAGUGAUUGUACACAUCACAGGCUGUACGGUACUCUGUUGGUUAUUAUGGAUAAGAUGUUUCUAAAUGUGCCUUAUUGGGCUUCAGUAAUCUAGGUUGUGUUCUUCAAUGAGCAGUGCUCUGAUGUGGGGCAUUUGAUCCUCUUUACAAAAUCUGCACACUACACAGUGGCCUUAUGAUGAUUUAAUAAAAAUGUUAAUGU